This is a messenger RNA of Dimorphilus gyrociliatus, 898 nucleotides long. Lineage: Eukaryota; Metazoa; Annelida; Polychaeta; Dinophilidae. The record is from the annotation of a GenBank genome assembly.
AUAACUGGAAAGAAGUUGAAGAAGACAGCAAAUUCUUGUUUUUCUUUUUCUUUCAAGACCGUUUAGACUGUGUGUAAUAAAGGAGAAAAAAUUGGGAAAAUAUCUGGAAAGAAAAAUGGAGUCUUUAGUUAUAUUACUAAUUUUUAUUCAGUUUAUAUCGUUAAGUUAUGGAAGGAUUUGUAGUCCUGCGAAAUUUAAUUCGGAUGUUGCAGAUAUGUAUUUUGCUGGAAAUGCACAAGAAGGAGCUGACCAGGCCAUUUUUUCGUAUAGAGGAAAAUUAGUUUACGAUUACCUAGAAAAACGUUGGGCGUUCGAUAGAUUCGACAUUAGGAACGCGUCUAAUAACCUUCGAAUAGUCGUCGAUCAUGGUAAAGAUAGAAUGUUCGUUAAAACUGAAACGUAUUGCGUCGUUAGUCCCGUUGGCGAUGUUAAAAUGUAUCCAGCCUGUCUUCCCGAUAAUGCCACUAAUCACGGACCUUAUUCGUACGCAACUGGAGAACAUAAAAUUAACUUUGACUAUUAUUCUUACGAUCUUAUGGGAUUCCCAGUCAGAUUUCUGUUUAAGGUUAAUGCUAUGGAUAGUAGUUUCAUGCAAGAUACAUCUUUCGGGACCGUUCCUAAUAACUAUCUGAUUUACGAGGGUGAAAGUCCUUGUAUACCUUGGGAAUAUCCUACAAGGGCUAAAACUGGGGAUUGUUGGAAAAGCCAUUUCAAGAAGCAAAGAUCCAUUUUUGGAUCAACACUAACUGGACAGUUAGCGAAUCUCAGAUAUACUAAUACAAAAUAUGGCAUUAAAGGAGUUGAAGACUUUUUUGAUCUACCAGACGGUUGCGAAGUAGUUGAAGAAUGGGCCUUUGAAAUAAAGAAAGGAAAAUGGAAAAUGGAUUGUUCUGACUAA